Molecule: messenger RNA, 521 nt
Organism: Phodopus roborovskii (desert hamster)
Lineage: Eukaryota; Metazoa; Chordata; Mammalia; Rodentia; Cricetidae
Product: protein S100-A8
Exons: 3
Coding region: 179-448 (89 amino acids)
Biological process (GO): leukocyte migration involved in inflammatory response; neutrophil chemotaxis; response to lipopolysaccharide
Cellular component (GO): cytoplasm
Molecular function (GO): calcium ion binding
Source: RefSeq, a predicted model, not a curated record
CCGGUUGGGAAACAGAGGCUGUGGCAACUCUGGAAGGGAAGAGUACUGUCUCCAUAGCCUGAGGCUGUGGGCAGCUGACCAAGCUUUCUGCUAUAAAAGCAGGUGACACUUAGCUUCACGUGCCCUCUGUCAACUCAGUCUCAGGCAGGGACAUCAGGUGAGCAAAUCUUUAGCUACAAUGCCGUCUGAACUAGAGGCAGCCUUGGAAAACAUGGUUACUGUCUACCACCAGUAUUCCUUGACAAAAGGGAAUCACCAUGCCCUUUACAAGGAUGAUUUGCAGAAACUGCUCAAAAUGGAGUGUCCUCAGUACAUGAAGAAUAAGAAUGCUGAAACCGUGUUCAAAGAGUUGGACAUCAAUCAGGACAAUGCAGUUAACUUCGAGGAGUUCCUUGUGUUGAUGAUAAAGGUGGGCGUGGCAGCCCAUAAAGACAGCCACAAGGAGUGAACUUAUGCUGAGCUUCUGGCUUGGGGCUGGGCCCCUGGACAUGUCUACAGAAUAAUAAAAUUGUCAUACCUCA